This is a messenger RNA of Anoplophora glabripennis (Asian longhorned beetle), 839 nucleotides long. RefSeq lists its product as uncharacterized. The record is from RefSeq and is a predicted model, not a curated record. Lineage: Eukaryota; Metazoa; Arthropoda; Insecta; Coleoptera; Cerambycidae. The transcript is spliced from 3 exons. Bases 145 to 654 code for a protein of 169 amino acids.
AACAAAUAUAAAAAUUUUGGGGGAACCUUUGGUUUGACCGUUAAAACUUUUUUACUACUUUUUAUAAAAAGUGUGCUUGAUAGUGAAGUGUAACCGAAGUUUAACAUAUAUUAAAUUGAAAUUUGUAUAUGUAGAUAUUCUACGAUGUUUCAUUCUCCUUCCAUUCGAUUAUAUUCAUCAGAAAAUGCUGAGAGUGCAAUGGUAAGAAAACCUGGAAACGUUUUAGUCAGAAAACCUUUCAUAGAUAGAUCUGUGAACAGCAAAACACCUGACACUGGAAAGCUGCAAAAAUCCAAGUUAAAUAUUAAGGGCACUACUGUAGAAAAGCCAAAGUUAUCUCCUAUACUAAACAACGAUCUCAGUGCAGAAGAAUUUACAUAUUCUUUUAAGGACGUCAAAGAGUCCUAUGAAGACAUUUGGCCAAAGUCGCGUCUCAGCUCAGAUGACCUUAUUCAAAUUCUUCGCAACUAUUGUAAUGUAGAAGAUACACCACCUCCUUCACCAGAACCUGCACCAAUAGAAAUUAAUCCAAUAUUUUUUGAACUACCACAUAUAGAAAUGCCUGAUUUUCAGCUUGAGGAGGAACCUGCCAAUGAAGUUAUAGAUAUCGACUUGCCAUACCUCGACGACUCCGAACUAGAUUUUUCAAUGUAAUCAUAUAUUUUUUUUUCUAUUUAAAAGCAAAACUAACUUGUAUAAGUAAUCUGGGGAAUAUUAAAAUAUGAAUAAUAUGUAAUCAUAACAUUACAAAAAAUACAGGUUAGAUUUGCUUGUGACUGAUUGUUUUCUUUUAAUGACUAAAUAAAAAUUUUUUUGCAAAAAUAAACAUUUCAAGUAAA